Paramecium sonneborni is the source of this 186-nucleotide messenger RNA. NCBI's taxonomy places the organism in Eukaryota, Ciliophora, Oligohymenophorea, Peniculida, Parameciidae. The record is from the annotation of a GenBank genome assembly.
AUGCCUGAUUAAUUUGCUAAUGAUAUUCAAAAAACAAAAGAUAUUAAACUUGAAUCUCUUAGCAAUAUUUAUUCUAAUUAUUAAAAAUUCUAACCAUUAUCAAAUAGAAAUGAAGUUGAAGUAAUCUAAUGGCGUGAUCUGAAUAAUGAUUUUGAAUAAUUGAUAUUUAAAACUGAAAAUAAUUGA